CCGCUGCCACAUUCUGCGGUGACGUCAGCGGGAGCCGCCAUCUUGGCCGAGCAGCCUGCAGCCGCCGCCUCCUCCGCAGCGCAGGACCGGAGACCGCACCGGGGGGGAGAGCGGGGCCUGAUGAGCCUAGCCCGGGCCGGCAGAUAGCCCUCCCCCGCCCGCCCAGCGUGUGAUUCCCGCUCCCCAAGCCCCAGCACAGGAUGAGCUCCGUCACCCAGCGCAACUCCGGCCUAGUGCAGCGCCGCACCGAGGCCUCCCGCAGCGACCGGGAGAGGGCGGCCGAUGGGCUGGACGGGGACAGGGACCGGGAGGAGCAGGAGGAUGAGGACAGGGCCGGGGACAAGGAGGCCAGGCUCACCCUCAUGGAGGAGGUGCUGCUGCUGGGCCUCAAGGACAGGGAGGGCUAUACAUCCUUCUGGAAUGACUGUAUUUCCGCUGGCCUACGCGGGUGCAUGCUGAUUGAGCUGGCGUUCAGAGGACGGAUUAACCUGGAGGCUGGUGGAAUGAGACGUAAAAGUCUCCUGGCGAGAAAGGUGAUCUGCAAAUCGGAUGCUCCGACAGGCGAUGUCAUGCUUGAUGAAGCCCUAAAACACAUUAAGGAAACCCCUGCCCCAGAGACUGUGCAAAGCUGGAUAGAACUCCUCAGCGGUGAGACCUGGAACCCGCUGAAGCUCCACUUCCAACUCCGAAAUGUGCGAGAACGCUUGGCUAAAAACCUUGUGGAAAAAGGCGUCCUGACAACCGAAAAGCAAAACUUCCUCUUGUUUGACAUGACCACGCACCCGCUCACCAACAAUAACAUCAAGCAGCGUCUCAUAAAGAAGGUGCAGGAAGCAGUUCUUGACAAAUGGGUGAAGGAUCCUCAUCGCAUGGACAAGCGUUCGCUGGCCCUCAUCUAUCUAGCCCAUUCUUCUGACGUCAUCGAGAACGCCUUCGCCCCGCUUCUGGACGACCAGUAUGAUUUGGCCAUGAAGAGAGUCCGACAGCUGCUCGAUCUUGACCCAGAAGUGGAGGCCACCAAGGCAAAUGCUAAUGAGAUUCUAUGGGCUGUGGUGGCCACCUUUACAAAGUAAACACGGAGGACGGGAGUGUUCAUUCUACCUAAAACCAGUUGUUUCCUCUCAA
Pseudophryne corroboree (corroboree frog) is the source of this 1125-nucleotide messenger RNA. RefSeq names its product golgi phosphoprotein 3 (gene GOLPH3). Gene Ontology annotation, biological process: retrograde vesicle-mediated transport, Golgi to endoplasmic reticulum; Golgi vesicle budding; Golgi to plasma membrane protein transport. The coding region runs from base 201 to 1073 and encodes 290 amino acids. Gene Ontology annotation, cellular component: cytosol; trans-Golgi network; Golgi cisterna. Lineage: Eukaryota; Metazoa; Chordata; Amphibia; Anura; Myobatrachidae. Gene Ontology annotation, molecular function: phosphatidylinositol-4-phosphate binding. The record is from RefSeq and is a predicted model, not a curated record. The transcript has 4 exons.